Molecule: messenger RNA, 12453 nt
Organism: Schistocerca nitens (vagrant locust)
Lineage: Eukaryota; Metazoa; Arthropoda; Insecta; Orthoptera; Acrididae
Gene: Apoltp
Exons: 73
Coding region: 118-12366 (4082 amino acids)
Biological process (GO): lipid transport
Molecular function (GO): lipid carrier activity
Source: RefSeq, a predicted model, not a curated record
UAUGAAUAUGAUUACUCCAUUGAUGUAAAAACACUGUUUGCUGGAACGAGUAGAAAUGAAUCUACACUACACAUCAGUGCUGAGCUGUCUAUAGAGUUCAUAUCAGAAUGUGAUGGAAUGCUGAAGAUCGAAGGUAUUUCAUUGAGGGAUGAUGGUAAUAAUGAUCCUGAUGCAGCCAUAGCAUUUUCGGUUGCUGUGACAGCACAUCCAUUAAGGUUUUCAUUCCAAGAUGGAACAAUUUCUGAAGUUUGCCCACAUCCAGAAGAGACGGCAUGGGUACUUAAUUUUAAAAAUGGGAUACUGUCAGCUUUGCAGAACUCUAUGAAACGAUUUGAUGUAGAUCAUGAAACUGAAGAGAUGGAUGUGAAUGGAAAUUGUCCGACACACUACAGCCUUGUUGGUGCAGAAAAAACUACACUGAUUAUUAAGAAGGUUAAAGAAAUUGGAUCUUGUAACAACAGAUAUCAGCAUCAGUCAGUGAUUCAGACAACACCAUAUUCAUUUAGAUCGAAUUUCCAGCCUCUUCCAAUUAUGAAGUCAAACAGUUCAUGUCAACUGCAUGUGGACCACAAUAUAUACAGCAAAAUUGAUUGUGAAGAAGUUCACUUAUUCCAACCAUUUUCAUAUAAGCAAAGUGGAGCGAAAACUAUAAUUCAUCAAGUUUUGACUCUUACCUCAGAGUCAAAUGUAACGAUUGAUGAUAUAGAUACAAUCACUAGAAGAACAUCCCUUUCAUUUGACCAUAUACAAACUCCAAAGCCUAUGUCUGCUGAUCUUGGAACAUCAAGAGACCUUCUUAUGUUAAUGUGUGAACUGAAUGAUGAUGGUGUUGAGCCAGAGUUUCCUGAUGCCUUCUCCCACUUCAUACACAUUGCUCGGCUUUUGUCCCACGAUGCACUCGAGGCACUGUAUGAUGAAGCUCCUACACUCUGUGAAAGUGCACUGAGGCACAUGACUGAUGCGUUACCCCUGCUCGGAAGCAAUGCUGCCGUACAAGUAAUGACAGAUGCAAUUCUAGAGGGAGACAUUCCAACAAGUACCGCAAAUGAGUGGUUGUUUGCUAUGGCUUUCAUCCCAAGACCCAGUCUUGAAACGAUUACUAUUAUGUCUCCAUUAAUAUCAAGUGAGACAUCCAAUACUGAAGCAUUACUCAGUUUAUCAUCUGUGGUUCAUACAUACUGCAAGAAGAAUAGUGGUUGUGAAAAUGCUACUCAAGUACAGGACACUGUCUCACACCUACAAGAACUGGUGCUAAGUGGUUGUCAAAAUACAAGAAAUAACAAGAUUCCAUACUCUCAGGUGAUAGUUGCUCUUAAAACACUUGGGAACAUUGGUGUGACUAAUGCAAAUUUAUCAUCUGUUUUGCAUAACUGCUUAGAAAAUGAAGAACUACCAAUGGAACUGAGAGUAUCUGCCAUUGAAACAUACAGACGAUUUCCUUGUGAACCAGAGAGGGACUAUUUCAUUGAUAUAUAUAGAAAUCAUGCAAUUGAUCCUGAAAUUCGGAUUGCUGCAUAUUUGCAGAUAAUGAGAUGUCCAAAUUAUAUUGUCAUAAAAACAAUAAAACAUGCUCUAAUUGAAGAAGAAGUCAACCAAGUGGGGUCAUUUGUAUGGAGUCACCUAAAAAAUUUAUUGAAGUCAUCUAAUCCAAACAGGGUGGAAAUUCAAGGUUUACUACAAGAUACUGACAUAGGGAAGAAGUUCAGCAGUGAUAUAAGGAAAUUUUCUCAUAACUAUGAAGGCUCAGUAUUUGUUGAUGAAUAUAAUGUUGGUGGAAAUUAUGAAGGAAAUAUUAUUUUUUCCCCGCGGUCUUACCUUCCACGCUCAGGAUCAUUAAACUUGACAGUUGAUUUAUUUGGACAUUCUAUUAACAUCUUAGAGCUGUCAGGAAGAAUGGAGGGAUUUGAGCAUUAUGUGGAAACAAUGUUUGGACCAAAAGGACCCUUUAAUGGACAGAAAGUGAAAGAAGAAAUACAUAAACGCUUUUACAGAAGUGUAAAUGGUGAUCUGAAGGAGAGUGUCAACAGCUUGCCGAAUGUAAUUGACACUAACUUCUAUGACCCCAAAGCCUCUCUAGGGCUCAAGAUUUUUGGAAAUGAACUCAAAUAUGGGAGCAUUGAAGGUCAGGAUGAAGUCAGUGAGCUCCUGCGGUCACUGAACCCAUUCAGAAAGCUGCAGCAGAUCCUUUCAGGAAAGGAAGUAUUUCUCAAGAAGUCUUUGAUGUUUUUGGAUACAAACUAUGUUGUUCCUACUGGAAGUGGGUUUCCAAUCAACUUGAAUGCUGUCGGCACUGCUGCUGUUCAUCUAAAAAUGUCUGGUCAGCUCAAUAUUACUGAUUUCAAUUCUUCUGGUCACCUGGAUUUAAAAGGAGAAAUAAAACCGAGUGUUGCUAUUGAUGUUGUUGGUACCAUGGGUCUGGAUGCUUACUAUGGAAAGACUGGUAUAAAGCUAAAAACAAAUUUGUACUCAUCUUCUGCUGUGGAGGGUCAGUUGAAAGUCAGAGGAACUAAAUUAGUAAGCCUCUCAUUUAGCUUGCCAAAGCAGAAAUUUGAAAUCAUCAAGGCCCAGUCUGAAUUGCUGGUGAUGAAACAUGGUGCAGAAGAGCAGCAGGGUGGAAUUGAGGAAGAUAGAAUACAAGAAAAAGUCUGCACUUGGCCUUCUGUAGAUGAGACACUAGGUUUAAUGGUUUGUGCUGAUUAUCAGUUUCCCAAUACAAGCUUCAGAACUGAUGUAGCUGCAUUUAUCUUGAACGGCCCAACAAAGUUUCAAAUUUUUCUGAAAAAAGCAGAUCCAACUGCAAAGAAAUAUCUAAUGGAGUAUAAAUGGGAUUCUAGUGAAAAUUCCACAUUUGUGAGCUUCAUUUUUGACACACCAGGAUCUAAACUGAAGCGUGAACUUAGUUUCAAGAUAAAUCUAGAUAAAAAUAGUCAAAAUGUCACUUUAUUAAUACAUUCUGGGAACAAUACAUAUGAGGCCUUAGGGAAGUACAAAAAUACACCCAAUGACAAAUAUCUAAAUUUUGGCCUUGAUGUAAAUGGAAGGAAAAACUUUGAUGCUGAAAUAAGCUUAAAAACAAGACCAGGAAAAUAUGGAAAUACAUAUGAACCUCGUUUCUUCCUGGCAAUCAAUGACACGAGAAUCGUUGAACUGUCAGGUCGUGUACGCUGGGUUGAAAAAAGGAAUAUUUCACAGUGUGAUGUGAGUCUGGAAUUUAAUACAAGAAAAUUUUUCACAAAACUCUUUGGUUAUGUAAAGAAGACAGAUACAGUUCUUGCUACUAGUUUGAGACUGGAUUACAGAUUUAAAGAUGAAAAACCACAAAGCAUCAAAAUGGAGGCCAAAUUUAUUUCAAAAACCAUGACCAAGGCACAGGGAUCAAUACAAUUACAAUCAACUGCAUACCCUCAGUUUGAUUUCACUUCCUCACUUAUGUUUCUUAGAAAUAGUGACCGAAUGGAUUUUUGGAUGGAAAUUGCUGUUGGACCACAUCAGAAAGAUAUAAAAUCAAAAUUUGUUCUAACAACAUUGAUUCGUUUCCUAAGAGGCCAUGACAAUGUAAGAUUUGAUGCAUCUGUACAUAUCAGUAAACCAAUCUCAUCCAUUGACAUGAGAUUUAGUUUGGGAUACCUCAAUACAGGACCAGAAACAAGCAUACUUGUGACAGUAAGAUAUGCUCCAGGUAAAGAAGUGCUUAUACAAUUCAAAUUAAAAAUGCCUCAUACAUCAUUUACAUUUUUUGAGGCAAUGUUCAACUUGACAUUACCAGGUUUCAAUCCAAUGGUUGUGGAACUAAAGUUACAUGAGAAAUCUCCAAAAGAAUAUGAUAUUGAAUUCUCUGGAUCAUGGUUUAGUGGACAUUCUAUAAGUGGUAAAGGACUGUAUCAAGACAAAAGUACUUCAAAAACAAUGAACCAUCAUUUGAAACUUGCUAUCAAGUCUCCAAGUUUUAAUGAACUUACAGUGUCAUUCCGGUUAAUCCAAGAUGAUACAGAAUUCAAAACAAAUAUUCUGGUUACUCAUGAAGAUGACAAAUAUUCUGUGUUGGUGAAACAAGUGUCUCCAUCUACAGAACACUAUGAAAUGUAUGUUGAAGUGCGUUGGAUAGAAAAAGUAUAUUCACUUGCUCUGGCAGCUGCGUUCGAAGAUUACAAAGAAAUAUCACUAGAUUUACAUAUAGAUCAGAGCAGAGAUAUACACCUGCUGCUAAGAGGUCUCAACAAACCAACAAUGAAGGAAGCUGGUGUGGAAAUAGAAUGGGAUGCUAAUAGAGACCCAUUAAAAAAAUUCAUUAUAUUUGCUCGUUAUGAUAACUCUGCAUUCUUAAAUUACAGUGCCAAAUUUAAACUUUCAUAUCCCGGUCGCUCAAUUAAUGCAGGAGUCCUCUUUGCUGCAAAAGAUCCAGUUUUUGAAUCACAGGCUUACUUGGAAUGGAGUCCUACAGAAGCAAUCAGUGUAAAACUUGGAGCAUCGUACAGAUAUGACACUGUUGUUAUGGUGUCUGGAAUGUCAGAGUUGUUGACUCCUUUUGAGAACUGGAAGACAACUGCUGCCUCAGGAAGAUUGUACUUGGAAGAAAAUUUAUUUCAUGCUAAUGGAAGUGUUCACUGGAAAGAUGAUCAGAAUGUUGCUCUCAAUUUAUUUGGUGAUUAUUCUUUGUCUGAUGAACUAUUUAUUUGUGAAUUUAACACCUCAGUAUGGAGCACAGUUGAACAUAUACCUUCAUUGUCAGGAAGCUUUUUCCACAAACAAGGCAACAAAAAAUAUGAAACAAAGAUAUACUUAAAGUAUAUGCCAGAGAACAUCAUUUCAGUAAGGAGUUUAUGGGAAUUAGAGCAAAGUUCAGAAUCAACAAAUCUUACUGGAACGGUGUCACUGAUUUCUCCAUUUUCAUCAUAUCGGAAAGGAGUAUUAAUCACUCGUAUACAUGUAGACUCUGAUAAUGAUGUUACAGGAGUUGCUGAAUUAACUAUGAACAGGAGAAAAUAUACAACAACACUGAAAGGUCACUUUGAGAAGCUCACGAACAGUUUCCUCUAUUUCAAUAUCACUACUCCAAUACCAAAUUAUAGCACGAUAGUUGGUCGUUUCGGGUAUUCUGAAGAAGAACGACACUUGGUUGCUCUUGUGAAGAGUCCAGUUGGUGGUUUGGGUGUAGAAGUGCAAUUCUAUAUUCUCAACUCCAAAAAUUUUGAUAUUGUGUUCCAAGUUUUGUCUCCAAUGGAAUUUCUAAGAGAAGCAGUAAUAAUGGCAAAAUUAAAGCCUAACACGGCAAACUUCAAAGUUGGCUGGAACAAACUAAUCCUAGGAUUUUCUGGAAUUUGGUAUUAUAUGAAUAUUACAAAUUUUGAGUAUUCAUAUAAAAUUUACACACCAGUGGAGAGGUUUGAAGAGACUGGCUUUACAGCCAAGAUUUUAUAUGGAAAUGGACUUGAUUUUGACAUGAGCCUCCUACUAGCAGGAAAGAAGAUUGGAGUGAAAGUGAAAGGACUUAAUAAGCCACGUCCACCAGUUGAUCUGCAAAUAGCAAACAAGAAACUGAAUUUGCUGGAAGCAGAAGAAGAUGACUAUUAUGAUGAUACUCUAUAUGAAGAGGCACUUAGCUGGGAAGGUCUUGUUGAACUGGAUGCCGUUAUCUAUCCAACAAUUAAAGGAUUUUUGGAAAUUGAUGAGAAAGACACUCUGUAUGCAGUUCAUGGCUACUUGGUUUUGCCUAAUGGUACAGCAGAAUUUUAUGAUGACUUUGACUUCAUUGACUAUUUCACCAUCACUAACAAGUUGGUUAUAACAUCUCCAUUUACGUCUUUUAAAGAGAUACAGUCUGAUCUGGACUACAAAAUAACUGAGACAAUUUUUGGUUUGGUAUUUGACCUCAAAUCCAAAGAUACAGAUGGAAAUUGGGCAGUGGCAGGUAUGUUACUGAAUUACACAGCUUUGGAAAGCACUAUAUAUAGGCCCGAAACUCAUUAUAUGCACAUGAACAUUUAUACACCAUUCAAGAGAUUCAAGAAUGUAGAUGUCAAAGCUGGACUGCAAACAGGAAAUGGCUUAUAUCACACAAACUUUAAUUUAUCUACUGAUUACACUUCAGUUGCUGCCACUGGAAAUCUUAAGAUAAAUGGCGAAUACACUGAAAUCUCUGGUGGUAUGAACCUGAAUUCCUCAAUUUUGAGUAUACCUACAUUUAAUGUUAUAAUUACAAGAAACUUCAGCAAAGCAGGGAAUAUGAUAGGAAUGUCAUUAUACCGUCUGGGAAAACCUCUUCAGACAUACAAAACAGAAUGUCAGUGGCUUGUUUUAAAUGAUACAAGUAUUAAAGCAUCCCUGAAAUUGCUUACUCCUCUGGAAAAAUUACAAUCACUAGAAUCACAGUGGCUGGUGGCCUCUAAUUUUGAUGAAAACUAUUGUAGUCUAAACUUUUUGAUCAAACAUAAUGUGGAUAAUGAAAUAAAAUUUUAUGCUAUGAUGACAGAAGAUCACUUGUCAGCAGAACUGAAUACACCAUCAAAGAAUUUAAGGCAUGCAGUUUUGCAAGCCACCAUUUCACAAGUUCAAAAAAUUAAUAACUUAAUUAAUGCGAAUGUAAAUGCUGAUGAAACAUCAUACACAUUGAUUGGCAGUAUAGAGCGUGAUACUCAGCAUCCAGUAAAGAUUGUCUCCAGACUGAGUUCUCCUACCAAAGGGGAAACAGUUUCAUUUACAGUGGAUGUAGCAAAGAAGUCUUAUGGUUAUGAGCUGACAACUGUUGUAACAAAAGCAAAUGAAAAAGCAGAGAUUCACUGUGACUUUGUUUCAAAACCUGGUUUAGAAUAUAGUGUGAACUUCAAGGCAAGUAGUACACAUAAAUUUUACAAACGUGGUGCCCUGACUGGAAAAAUAUUAAUAUAUGAUAACAUGAAUUACACAGUUGAAGUUACAGGAGAAACUCCAUUCAAAGAUUUUGAAAAAAUUGAAGCCAUAGGGCAUUAUUAUUUUCAGAAAAGUUCUGGGGCUUUGAAAGCAGCUCUUAACCUACCAGUUGUUAAAGGACAUCUUCUAGGAGAAUGGAAGUGGAUAUUGAAGGAAGAUAUGAAAGUUUUGGUUGAAGGUUCUGUGGAAAGCAAAUCUUUCACAAAACAUGGAACUGUGGAGAUGUUCUACCAGAAUAUACCUAGCAGAACUCGAUAUGUUGCUAUUGGAGUGGAUGUUAAUCUCAACAAAGGCAUUUGGCAAUUUGGCACAAAUGCUUCAAUGAAGGCAAGUUCUGAGAAAGAUGUUGAAAUGGAAUGCAACCUAAAACUGCCUCCACCAUACUUUGAAGUUUACACUGUGUUUACAAAACUGAACUCUACUGAAACAUAUUCAUAUGUUGAUAGUACUGCAAGAUAUUCUACUUACAAGAAAAGAUCAUUGUAUGGAUAUUCUGUAUUGCUUGACUCACAGGAAGGAGGGACAAAUGGUCGUUUGCAGAUACAGUGGGGAAAUGGACAGAUAUCAGAAAUUCUGAAUAUAUUGCAGCUGAAAUACAUCAAUGACCUAACAGACUUGUUUUAUUCACUGAAAACACCUAUGUAUACAGAAAAGACAUUCAUUGCUACAGCUCUUUUCAAACCACUGGGAAAACAGCAGAAUAUGAAGGCAAAUGUGUAUUGGCCUGAAAGUAAUAGAGUAGCUACUGCUGAUAUUGAUUAUGUAACAGCUUCAGAUAUGAAAGGAACUGUAAAUUCUACUACACCAUUCAAAAUGCUUCCAUGGGCAGCCCUCAACUUUUUGAUCAAGAAUGAAAGUGUUAAUAACAUCUACAACUUUGAAUUCAUUUGGCCAAACAAUACAGCCUUGUUUAAUUCAAUCAACAAAUGGGAAUUUAAAAAUCAUGCAACAUUUGUAGAGGGCACAAUCAAUCUUGAGAUUCCUUUAGCAACAAGACACAUUGGCUUGGUUGAAUACAACUACCAGGAAACACCAUUGCAUCAAAAUGGAGUAGCUACAGUGAAGUACAAUGGUGAAAAAGAAAUAGAUGGAAAGUAUAAUUGUGUAUCAGAAUCAUCUGCUGGGUUUGAGAAGGACAUAAUAGACAUUGAAUUACAAAACAAAUACUUUCCUCUAGGCACACACUAUGUGCAUUCCUUUGAAUACAGUAAUGGUGUGGAUGGCUUAAAUUUACCAACUGUUGAUUUCAAGCAGAUUGAUUUAUUUAGGCUAGACAAUCGCUCAGCAUUUAGCCUCAGUGGAGAUCUUAAUAUCCGAACAACACAAACUGGACAAGAAAUAAAAUUAACAGCGAUACAUACAAACAGGACAGUGGAACUUAAAACAGACUAUCAAUAUCUUGACUCUAAGUUCUGGCAGAAAACCACUUUGCACCUGACACCAGAUGCAUGGAUCACUUGUGAUACUACAUUCACCAACAAAACAUCUGAAGAAGAACACUUUGAAAUUAAUUUUGCUUAUCCUCGAAGGAAUUACACAGUCACUGGGCACUAUGGUUCAGAUAACAAUUCCUUGUCCUCGGAGGUAACACUAAUGUGGGACAAACAGGCAGAUGUGAAAACUGUGACUGGUAUUAUUGACUGGAAAAGAAUAAGUGAAAUUCCGAAUGCUCAACAUGCCCUUAUUGUCAUCAAACAUCCUUCAUUUGAAAAGGAUGUUACUCUGAAUGGUCACUACCUGAGUAAUGAAAUAGACAUUAUGAAUGUUAACAUGGACCUUGAAUAUUCUACAGAUCCAGAGAAAAAGUUUUCAUUAUCUGGCAGAUUAUUAAAUAACUCAGACAAGAAAAGAAGGAAUUAUGGGUUUGAGCUGAUGACUAGCCAUCCUGAUACAAGCCUCGAUCUGAAGAUGAAAGGUGGGAUGUGGACUGGUGACUCCAUAUACAGCACUAAUAAUAUUGUAAGUUAUAGAAGAUCUUACCUCCCACUCCAGACUGGAGAACUGAAGGCAAUGUACAACUCAGCCAAGAAAGAAAUUCACUUAGAGAAAAGAGCACAGGAUGAGCUGUCUUACCUGAAGGGUAAAUAUUUUGGGAAAUAUCCAGAGUACAAAGUAAAUGGGUCAGUAUUAAAAGAUAAAGAAAUGAAUGCUACUGGACACUUCUACCUGAACUUCGAUGAGAAACUUGUGGCUGUUACUGUUCUAAACCAGAGGCCAGAUGUCUUAGAAAGUUUUUAUGUGGAUGGAAAGAUACCAGAUUCUCGCAACACACUUCUAAAUGUAUGGAGAGAGUAUGAUGAUGUCCACGUGUCUGACAUAUCAUUCUAUCUCCGAUUAAACCACUCGAGAUUAAUUACAUCGAAACUGCUUUGGAGACCUGAUCUUCAAACUGAUGUUCAGAAAGGUGUUGAGUACUGCUUCCGAACCUUUCAUGAAGGUAUAAAUGAAACAAUUGAUUACUGGAGAAAAUAUAUAAGAUCUGAGACUCAUGAAGCACUGAAAGGUGUUUGGGAUAGUGCCGAACCAUAUUUAGAAAACUUCAUAUAUGAUUUAAGGUCACUGAGAGCUGUAAAUGACGAUUUUGAAGAGUUUAAAGUGUUCCUUAACAACUCCUACAACGCAAAUGAAUUCUACAUUAAAGAUAUUUUCAAUUAUUUUCAGUACAUAAUUGAUAAAUUAUCCAUUAGGGAACAUAUUGAAUCACUUCCAAAAAUUGUAAAUGAAAUAUGGGAAAUGAUGGGUGAAUCAGGAGAAGCUGUUAGGGAAUCAAUUUUGUGGAUAGUUGAUACUAUUAAAAAUUCAUAUAUGAAGAUAAUGGAUUUUAUAAACUCUUUCCUGAAAGGAGAAUCAACAGCCCAAAUUGCAGAAUUGCUUGAAAACUUUGCUGAGAAGUAUGACAAGUUUAUGAAAGAUUUAAAUGUGGCAAUCAGGAAGCAUAUUGUAGACUUGUGGGAUAAGACCACUGUAUUUCUUUUUGAAUGUUGGAAUAAGUUCCUCCGAACAUUUGAACCUAGUUUCGUAACAUUUGCUCAUUAUGUGGAGACAGCUGCGUUGGAAGUAAGCAAUGAAAUUUUAGAUUUCUUGUAUCAGAGACGAAGUGAGAUUGUAGAAUCUCCCUAUUUCUCCAAAUUUGCCAAUUUCACACAAGAUCUGGACAAAAUUUAUAAAGACUUGCUGAAAAAUGAUGCACUUACAAACAUAAAAAAGUAUUCUUACAUAAUUUAUCAGUUCCUGGAAGAUAAAUAUUUUGCUCUGGUUCCAUUUGGUAAAGAACUUAAACAAGUAUUCACUGAAAUUAUAAAUGAAUUCAAGGAACUAAGGAAGCUUCAGUCUGUUAACUUUGUGAUAGAGAAGACAAAUGAACUAACUGAAAAGGUUAUUUGGUUUUACAAUUAUUUUGAUUUAGGCACAAAAAUACAGAAGACUGUGAUUUUGAUACAUUCAAAACUUACUGACAUGACACAAACAGCACUACAGGCAGAAAAUCGAUAUCGAGAGGCAAAAACAAAAUUUAUCUUUGAGCCUGAAAAUGGUGAUGUGGAAUUAGAACAAAAGCUUCCAAUGUCUUGGCAUGCCUUUAAUGAAACCCCAAGGUUUGAGGAGAUUCCAGAGUAUAAGAAGUUAAGCGAUAUGCAAAACUAUUUCUCAACAUCAAACACUACUUUCUGGACACUCUAUUAUGAAUAUAAGUCACUUAUUGACCCAUCAAACUGGCUGCCUCCAUUCAAAGGUCAUGCAUUGAUAGUUGCACCACAACACUUCAUGACAUUUGAUCAGAAAUUUUUUGAAUUCCGGGGAUCUUGCUCCUACCUUCUGUCAACAGAUUUUUCCGAUAGGAACUUUUCAAUACUGCUGGUCAGUGAUCCAGUGAUGGAAGGACAUUUGUAUGACAUUGUGCUACUGAUUGAUGAACACGUGGUGCAAGUGGAUCUGUUUAAUGAUGCAGUAACAGUUGAAAGAGGAGCUAUUACACAUCUUCCUGCCCAAGUUGGAGAUAUGUACAUUUACCAGGAAACUGAAAUUAUUACUAUUGAGAGUGCUCGUGGCAUUCACAUACAGUGUAAUCUUAAAUUUGAUCUUUGCUCUAUAACACUUUCAGGAUGGCAUUAUGGCAAGACAUUUGGAUUGCUGGGAACAAUGGAUAAUGAGCCAAUAAAUGAUUUCUUAACUUCAUAUGGAAAGGUGGAAACUGAUGUAGAAAGGUUUACCCAAAGUUGGAUUCUAGAACCUCACAAAUGCAGUUCAGAUAAGAACUUCGCAAUAGAUAUAGCACAGCCAAAUGAAAAAUUAAGAAACUUGUGCCAGGCAUUUUUUAAAAGUAAAUCUUCUCAGUUCAGCACUUGUUUCACCAUGGUUGAUCCAACACCAUUCUGGAAUAUGUGCACAAACAGUGACCCAGUGAAUGAAAAUGAGGCCUGUGCAACUGCAAUUGCAUAUAUGCAGGCUUGUCUGCUGGAACACACCCCAUUAAGAAUUCCAGAUACAUGUGUAAAGUGUGUCUUACCAAAUGGGACAAAUCUUGUGGAAGGAGAUUUUCUACAGUUGAAUGGAACCUCUAUUCCCCAUUCCACAGAUAUAGUCUUUAUUGUUGAAGCUUCGGAGUGUAAUAAAAAUAUCAGGGAAAAUCGAAAUAUAGAUUUGUUGAUAUCUGCAUUGUCAAAAGAAUUAACUGAUAAUGGAUUUGUAUCAAACAGAUUUUCUCUUAUUGUAUUUGGAGGAGAUGGUGUCUAUGACGCACCACGCAGCAUUGUCAUGAACAACAAGAUCUUCACAUCAUCAGAGCACAUAGCUGACUACUUUAGCAAUGUUGCAACAGGACAUGGCAACAGAGAUAUUUUUGGUGCAAUUAAUUAUGCUACUAAACUUAUAUACAGACCUGGAAUUUCAAAAACAUUUAUCCUUCUGCCCUGCAGUGAAUGUGCACCUGAAAAUAUGACGCUGGAUUAUUCUGCACUCCACCAGGGCCUCCUAGACCAUGGUAUUACUCUCCACAUUCUCAUGAAUGAGGAAUUUAGAUUUGAAAAACCACGCCUGCAAAAAAUAUUGUAUGGAAUUGAUGGAAAAACUGCAUUUACCAAGAAUGAUGUGAAAAAUCUGAAGGGAGACAAAGGUCUGAGACGGCAAGUGAAACUACCAAAGACUCUGCUUGGAGUAUGUACUGCACUGGCUCUUGAAACAAAUGGAUCAGUUUUUAUGGCUAAGAAACUUGAAAUGGAGAAGAAGAGCUUUGUUAAAAAAUAUCUUAAUGUUUUCUCUAAGAGAGUUGUCAACAGUGCUGCCCCUUUCACCUGUCAAGCUUGUGAAUGCACUGCACACAAUAAUGGUGUAAGCUACACAGAAUGUUUUCCAUGUGAAUAUCCAGUACCAUCACACAUAGAUCCAGAGUUUACAAGAGACAUGGAUAUUCCAAUAGAAUAUCAGUCAAGUAUUGACUACACAGAUGAUGAUGAUUAUUAUUGAAAAUUAUACUAUUUAUAAAUGAGGUCUUAUUUAUAUGUAAAAAGUUGAUAGAUAUUUUCACUGUAAAUACAUCAUUUUGAAUCACAA